Molecule: messenger RNA, 300 nt
Organism: Puccinia graminis f. sp. tritici CRL 75-36-700-3
Lineage: Eukaryota; Fungi; Basidiomycota; Pucciniomycetes; Pucciniales; Pucciniaceae
Exons: 2
Coding region: 1-300 (99 amino acids)
Source: RefSeq, a predicted model, not a curated record
AUGGCUAGGACAACAUCCUAUCCGAUCAGCCAUCUCGCCCGGCUUAGCCUCUCGAGUCUAUUAGUCGGGAACCAGUUCUUCACCAAGACCCUUCAGAACCUUGCUCCACAACCAACAAUUCUUUCUCCCUCGAAUAAUCCCCGAAACCAAAGCUUGUUCAUGCAAACAGAACGAGUGUCUCUAGCAGUUCGGCAUGAGGCGAGACAAACUAAGUGGCUGUACCAUGGAAAACUGAUUGGCCAGAUCAGGGGGAAAAAACACGUCUUGGACAAAAAAGAGACAACAUGCGGCCAGGAGUAG